CCAGACCGCAGGUUGGCAGCAGCGAUAUUCCAUUGGCUGUUCCGGAGUCAGAUCUUUAUUUAAGUCUCCGUCAGCCGGUGGAGCUGCAGUCACACCGAAGCCCCCCUGGACCCGUCACACGUCACACACACACACCGAUACCUUGAGGUCGAGCUCUUCACAAGGAGAGCCGUUUUUUCAGAGAGCAGUUCAUCGACGUCCCGGUGGGGAGAUCGAACAGGAGUCACGGUUCGCGGCGCGCGGCCCGAUGUCGCCCUGCGCGAGACAGAGAAACCACGGCAUUGUGUGGAGGAUCAACCGGAACCCCGCUGCGCAUAAGGAGAAGAACCCCGCCGCUUUUGGAACGUGGACUUAAACUGACGCGCGUGAAGGCUGUUAAAAAGAUUGGCGCGCGGAAGAAGAGUGGACCCCCCCCCCCCCCCUCACUUUCACCUCUGACCGGAUAUCAUUACUCCACCUGAGAUGGAGGUCUCGAGCGAGCAGCAGCGGUGGCUGCACCACCACGCCGUCCUGAACGGACAGCACUCGGACCACCACCACCCGGGCCUCGCGCACGGCGGCUACCUGGAGCCCGCAGCGCCGCUGCUGCCGCCCGACGAGGUGGACGUGUUCUUCAACCACCUGGACGCCGGCGGGAACCCCUACUACCACCCCGCGGCUCGGGCCCGGGCCUCCUACGGCCAGGCGCACGCCCGCCUGGCCGGGCCGCAGGUCCACCGGCCGCACCUCAUCCACAGCCCCACCGGGAUGUCUUGGCUGGACGGCGGCAAGGCGGCGGCGCUGUCCGCCCACCACCACCCCGCCUGGGCGGCUCUGCACCCCCCAGGGCCAGGGUCACCGGGGGGCCUCUCCGCCGUCUACCCCUGCAGCAACCCCACCCCCGUCCCGGCCUCCGCCAUGACCCCCACCCCCCACUCCGGCUCCCACCUAUACGCCUUCCCCCCCACCCCCCCGAAGGACGUGUCCCCGGACCCGGGCUCCGCGUCCCCGGACCAGAAGGACUCCAUCAAGUACCACGUGUCGGACGUGCUGAAGAUGGAGGGUUCGAGCCCCCUUCGGAGCGGCCACCAGUCCCUCCACCCCCUACCGUCCUACCCCUCCUACGGCCUCCCGUCGGAGUACGGCGGGGGUCUGUUCCACCCGGGGGGUCUGCUGGGGGGGUCCCAGUCCGGGUACAACCCCAAGUGCAAAACUAAACCCCGCUCCUGCUCCGAGGGCCGUGAGUGUGUGAACUGCGGGGCCACGUCUACCCCGCUGUGGCGCCGCGACGGGACGGGGCACUACCUGUGCAACGCGUGCGGCCUGUACCACAAGAUGAACGGGCAGAACCGGCCGCUCAUCAAGCCCAAGAGACGCCUGUCUGCCGCCCGGCGAGCUGGCACCUGCUGCGCCAACUGCCAGACGACGACCACCACGCUGUGGCGGCGUAACGCCAACGGGGACCCCGUGUGCAACGCCUGCGGCCUGUACUACAAGCUGCACAACGUGAACCGGCCCCUCACCAUGAAGAAGGAGGGGAUUCAGACCCGCAACCGGAAGAUGUCCAACAAGUCCAAGAAGAGCAAGCGCUGCAGCGAGAGCUACGAGGAGUACAAGAGCCCCCCCUUCGGCGGGCACAUGUCCCUGGGACACCUCCCCCCCUUCAGCCACUCCGGACACAUGCUGCCCACCCCCACCCCCAUACACCCCUCCUACGGCCACCCGCACCACCCGCACCACGGCAACAUGGUGGCGGCCAUGUGCUGAGCCUCACCCCGAUGCAUCAUGGGUAACUGGCGACGGAGGUGACGGACUCAGAAGGCUGACGGACCUUCAGUACCUCCAAGGCCAGAGGGGAUCUCUGGGGAUCACUGUGUACCAUGUCCACCGAACUCUGGGCGGAGCUGGGUGGAGCUAGGUGGAGCUAGGUGGAGCUGGGUGGAGCUGGGCGGAGCUGGGCGGAGCUAGGUGGAGCUAGGUGGAGCUGGGUGGAGCUAGGUGGAGCUGGGUGGAGCUAGGUGGAGCUUGGUGGAGCUAGGUGGAGCUAGGUGGAGCUGGGUGGAGCUGGGUGGAGCUAGGUGGAGCUAGGUGGAUCUAGCAUCAAAGGGAGAGGCAGUAAGCUUUGGUCCAACCUGACGUUGUGGUACCAGGGGAGUCGUGGUACCCUUUGCUUCCCAGAGCGGCUUAGUGUACCUUAAGGUUGUAGGGACCCUACACCCUCAAGGUACAGAGGCUCUCUGCAGGUACAUUUGUAGUUACUGUGAAUAUUGUACAUUCUUUAGAUGAACUAGAAGGGGUGGAGGACACACCUGAAUGGGGCUCCUCCGAACCCUUUCAACACCUGUGCUGGAUUUCUGCUCAUGGACUAUUUUAAAGGAAUUUGGAGAAAACACAAACAAGAAAGAAGCAAGCUUCCCUUUUCUAAGUCUUGAUCCGAGGCUGUUUAUUGUAAUUAUUGUUCUUAUUAUAGUUUUUGUUCUUAUUGUUAUUCAGAUAAUUUAUUUUCACUCACCCCUUUCUUCUACGACCGCCCCUUAAACAAAGACCCCAGGUGUGAAGAUAUAUAUUUAUAAGCUGAAGCUACGACGACCAUCAUUUAUACUCACACAACAGAUCACCUUGUCUCUCCUCCCUCCAUGUGUACGAGGUGUGAGAGAGAGAGAGAUAGAGAGAGAGAGAGAGAGAGAGAGAGAGAGAGAGGCCCCACCCCGGCCCCUGGACCCCCUGCAGGGUGGGCGAGGGGUCAGGGGGUCACAGAGGGUAACGCCCCCCAACGUCACCCUGUCCCACGCCAAACCAACAGGAAGUGCCAUAUUGAAUCGGGGACUCUGUUUCCCGUCUCCAGACGAUAACUCGGGCCCAAAACUGUUUUUACUUGUAUUCAUAACGGUGCAAUGGAAAGGCCAAUUGAAAGGUGUACUCAUAUUUAUUAUAUAAGGCUCAUUGUAUGUUUUUUAUCAUGUUGUCUGCGAGCUGUCUGGGUUAUGGAUUAUGGAUUAUGGGUUAUUGGUGACUUUAAUCUGAGUUUAGGGGCGGUGCUCAUCACCCAAUGCACCAUCAAGCCAAACACUCUCUCUCGGUGCCUCUACGAUCUAUCUAUAUAUAUAUAGACCUAUAUAUAUAUAUAUAUAGCGUCCGGAUGCUUGCUUUGUAACGUGUUGAGUGGAGAGACAGGUGCUGCUACAUAAUGCAUCAUGUUGAUAAUAAAGAAUCAAUUUAAAUCAAA
This is a messenger RNA of Gadus morhua (Atlantic cod), 3205 nucleotides long. RefSeq names its product GATA binding protein 2b (gene gata2b). The record is from RefSeq and is a predicted model, not a curated record. The transcript is spliced from 6 exons. Gene Ontology annotation, biological process: positive regulation of transcription by RNA polymerase II; negative regulation of transcription by RNA polymerase II; cell fate commitment. The coding region runs from base 463 to 1746 and encodes 427 amino acids. NCBI's taxonomy places the organism in Eukaryota, Metazoa, Chordata, Actinopteri, Gadiformes, Gadidae. Gene Ontology annotation, cellular component: nucleus. Gene Ontology annotation, molecular function: RNA polymerase II cis-regulatory region sequence-specific DNA binding; DNA-binding transcription factor activity, RNA polymerase II-specific; zinc ion binding.